CUGUGGGUGUGUGUUGGAGGAGAAGGAGAGAGAAAGUGAGGAGAGAAGUUGUGUUUAGACUCUCCGGAGCGCUUUUAUUUACUUGUUAUCCGCUCUAUAACACAGUUACAGUGCUAUUGUACUGUAUAGUGCUCUAAACCGCAGCGUUCAGUUCAGUUUUACUGCGGAACCUCUGAAGAGGCAGUUCAGCCGGACUGUGGAGUAAAGGCGCUUCUCCGCGGACUGAGAGCUGCUGCUGCUGCUGCUGAGUUUCCUCGCGCCUGUCUGCAGCAGCUCGGCCGGACCUCGCGUGUGAGUUGAACACGGAGGGUGUUCUGAUCUUCCCGGCGCUCGUGCACUGCGUCGUCUCCCGCUGUGAGUGCUGGGGACUGCUGCGUUCUGACCGGGAGCACCGGGAACCGGGAGUCUGUUGUCAUGGCUACUGAGGACGCCACCUCCGCGAGCUCUGUGUGAACCAAAUGAAAUUAUUCUCCUGAAAUUCAUCACGAACAACCAGGAUAUUUAACUAAGAGCAAUGUUAAACUGCUGAAAGAGGUGAAGCACAAGCCGUCCAGAAGAAUCUCCAGAACACGCAGAAAUUGUUUGCUACGUUUAACAGACAAAUGAAGCCAAGUCCCGACAUGGAGCAACAUCAGCACUCUGUCAAGAGUUUUACUAAACAGAGUGAUCUCAAAAAACACCAGCACAUUCACACAGGAGAGAAACCGUAUCAAUGCUCAGACUGUGGGAAGAGUUUUAAUCUACAGAGUACUCUCAAAAUACACCAGCGCAUUCACACAGGAGAGAAACCGUAUCACUGCUCAGACUGUGGGAAGAGUUUUAAUCAACAUAUUCAUCUCAAAAAUCACCAGCACAUUCACACAGGAGAGAAACCGUAUCACUGUUUAGACUGUGGAAGGAGAUUUACUGCACAGAGUCAUCUCAAAAUUCACCAGCGCAUUCACACAGGAGAGAAACCGUAUCACUGCUCAGACUGUGGAAAGAGUUUUACUACACAGAGUAAUCUCAAACUGCAUCAGCGCAUUCACACAGGAGAGAAACCGUAUCUCUGCUCAGUCUGUGGGAAGAGUUUUACCGAACAGAGUACUCUCAAAAACCACCAGCGCAUUCACACAGGAGAGAAACCGUAUUACUGCUCAGACUGUGGGAAGAGUUUUACUCAACAGAGUAAUCUCCAAAAUCACCAGCGCAUUCACACAGGAGAGAAACCAUAUUACUGCUCAGAAUGUGGGAGGAGUUUUACUCAACAGAGUAAUCUCCAAAAUCACCAGCGCAUUCACACAGGAGAGAAAACUCCAUCUCAAAUCAGUUUCAAGGCAAUUAAAAGCACCAAUUGUAAGUCUUUCAGACAGAACACCUUAUCCUACACAAAUGUUUCACUUUGUCACUUGGGACACGUUCCACCAGAAACAAACAUGAGCUGAAUUUAACAAUGGAUUUUACAGGUUCAGCAAAAUGAAUCUUACCCAGGGAUGAUGUUUAUUGAAUUCCAUUUUAUGUUUUCUUAUAUGUUCGAUAUUCCAGAACAUUCUUCGUGAGACAGAGCUCAGUUUUAGGGUAGUUACAAUUACUGAAGAAUGGAAAAAAACUUAGUCUUUAAAAUUUAGAUGUGAUAGUUAGAGUAGGAUUCUUAGCUGACAACUAAACGUUUAGGACCAAAUCUUCAGAGCUUAUGAUUUGAAUGCUUUUAAUCUCCUUUCUAGUUUAUGCAGAUUAGAUUAUUUCUAUUCAUUUCUAGUAUCUCUGUUUUCACUCUGUGGAAUCUGUCCUCAGUUCCCCAGGCUUAGCAUAGCGUAGCUUAAUGCUAUUAACUGCUAGGCCCAUCUGUAUGAAAGAAGAAGUGAAAACACCAGCUGAGAAACUCCAGAGAGUGCUCCCAAAAGUGAGACCGGAGGAGAAUCCAGACCCCACAGAGAGGCCAACAAAAUCCUUGUUCUCAUUUGUCUAUGGUUCAGUCAGUCUGAUUAAAAAUCUGUUAUCUGUUAGGGAUAUUUGGUUGUGUUGUUUUACUCAAGUUUCACACUCUUUUUCUUAUUAGAUAUCAUAUGUUGCUUAAGGUUUUUUAGUCUCCAAAGUUACUAAGAAUAUCCAAUUUAUUUAGUUUGAUUGUUUUUAUCCAGUACCAAAUAUUAUCUUUGUAUUGCUUUACCUCUAUAUUUACUCAUAUGUCUGUGUGUUUCAAUAGAAAAGACUUUUAUAUUGAAAUAUCCACUCAAGAAAUGGUUGAUAACCUCUCUGUGACCUGAUGGAUCUUCAGAACCUCUUAUGUUAUUAUUUGUAAGUACUAACAGGCAGCCAAAUGAGAAUUCCAAAAAUGUAGUUACCCUCAGCAUACCAAGAUACAGAGCAUUUAGCAGAUGCUCCCAAAGGUUUACAAUGCUAGUAAGUCUAUAAAAUCUAUAUUUAUAUAGCACUUUUCCAGAGCAACUUGUGUGUUACCGAUUACAAUAAAUAUAUAAAAAUAGAUAAAA
Astyanax mexicanus (Mexican tetra) is the source of this 2471-nucleotide messenger RNA. Its product is annotated as zinc finger protein 239-like. The record is from RefSeq and is a predicted model, not a curated record. Lineage: Eukaryota; Metazoa; Chordata; Actinopteri; Characiformes; Acestrorhamphidae. Gene Ontology annotation, biological process: regulation of transcription by RNA polymerase II. Gene Ontology annotation, molecular function: RNA polymerase II cis-regulatory region sequence-specific DNA binding; DNA-binding transcription factor activity. The coding region runs from base 603 to 1424 and encodes 273 amino acids. The transcript has 2 exons.